AAAAAUCUAAGAAACGGACGACGCCAUGAAAGAAAGCAACAGAGCGCAGUCCUAGGCUAGCCUAAAAUUGCUGAAACAAAAUCUUCAAAACAUAACUCUGAUGAUUUCUUUUGUUUCCCAAGCAUAAUUUUAGGUACUAAAAUUCCUCAUAGAUCCUCGAAACAAUCAUGGCUACGGUUGCCACCAGUGGGGUUGGAUUAAGUGGAGCAAGACUCCAUGCUUUCAACUCCAGCAAACCAUUUUCUCCAUUUCUUGGGAAGAAGCUCAAGAUUAAACCAAUUUCUGAGUCAAUUCAUCCAACAAAGUUUAACCAUGCAAAAUCCAGGAAUCUUCUUGUUUUAGCAUCUGGGGUGGAUUUAAUGAGCUUUGUCAACGAUCUUUUUGUUGGGGUUGGAGUUGGACUUCCAUGUACGGUCAUGGAGUGUGGUGAUAUAAUUUAUAGAAGUACACUUCCAAGCUCAAAUGGUCUCACAGUUACGGUUCCUGGGACGAUUUUAGCACUGGGUGCUUUGUCUUAUUUGUGGGCUACUCCUGGUGUUGCCCCUGGUUUUUUUGAUAUGUUUGUGCUUGCAUUUGUUGAAAGACUGAUUAGACCUACCUAUCGGAAGGAAGAUUUUGUGCUUGGGAAGAAAUUAGGUGAAGGGUCUUUUGGUGUGGUUUAUAGAGCUUCAUGGGCUAAAAAGCCCUCCCCAAAGGGUGGAGAGUUAGUCUUGAAAAAGGCUACUGAAUAUGGAGCAGUGGAGAUAUGGAUGAAUGAACGUUUGCGAAGGGCUUGUGCUAGUAGCUGUGCUGAUUUUGUGUAUGGCUUUCUCGAGAGUUCUUCAAAGAAACAAGCUGAAUAUUGGCUUAUAUGGCGUUUUGAAGGGGAAGCCACACUUGCUGAUUUAAUGCAAAGUAGGGAGUUUCCUUACAAUGUGGAAGCACUGCUUCUGGGGGAGGUUAACAACUUGCCUAAGGGUCUAGAAAGGGAAAAUCAAAUUAUCCAGACUAUUUUGGGACGGAUCUUGUUUGCAUUAGAUGGCCUUCACUCAACCGGAAUUGUCCACAGAGAUAUUAAGCCACAGAACAUAAUUUUCUCCGAAGGUUCUCGCACAUUCAAAAUCAUUGAUCAUGGAGCUGCUGCAGAUUUAAGGGUGGGCAUCAAUUAUAUUCCUAAGGAGUUUCUGUUAGAUCCAAGGUAUGCUGCACCUGAGCAGUAUAUUAUGAGCACUCAAACACCCUCUGCACCUUCAGUUCCAGUUGCAACAGCACUAUCUCCUGUUUUAUGGCAGCUAAAUUUGCCAGAUCGCUUUGACAUCUACAGCGCCGGGCUCGUAUUUUUACAAAUGGCAUUCCCUGGACUACGAAACGACAAUAGUCUCAUACAAUUUAACCGUCAGCUAAAGCGAUGUGACUACGAUCUGGUUGCAUGGAGGAAUACAGUAGAACCACGUGCAAGCAAUGAGCUUAGAAGGGGUUUUGAGUUGUUAGAUCUGGAUGGUGGCAUUGGAUGGGAACUUUUAACAUCAAUGGUUCGGUAUAAGGCACGCCAAAGAGUCAGCGCAAAAGAAGCUUUAGCUCAUCCUUAUUUUGAUAGAGAAGGCCUAUUGGCCAUGUCCUUUAUGCAGAACCUAAGGAUGCAAUAUUAUCGAGCGACACAAAAAGACUAUAGUGAAGCUCUCAAGUGGGUUGUUCGGCUGAUGGCAAAGUCAGGAACAGAGCAGGACGGUGGCUUCACUGAAGCACAGCUUCAGGAGCUCAGGGAUAUACAACCUAAAAAGAAGUCGAGUGCGCAAAGGAAUGCUCUUGCAUCAGCUCUCAAGCUGCAGAGAAAAAUCACAAGGACAUUAAAGGAGAGUGUUGAUGAACUUAAUCAAAGGCGAAAGAGCGUAUGGUGGAAUCGGUGGAUCCCAAGAGAGGAAUGAAAUUUGUAAAAAUAGUAAUUUGCUUAUGCAUGUAAAUUAUUUUGCAGUCCUCAACCUUAACUUCUCUAGCGGAGUAAAUGAUGUUUAAUAGAGAGUACAAAAGCA
Messenger RNA from Coffea eugenioides, 2009 nucleotides. Its product is annotated as serine/threonine-protein kinase STN7, chloroplastic. Gene Ontology annotation, biological process: protein phosphorylation. Gene Ontology annotation, molecular function: protein kinase activity; ATP binding. The record is from RefSeq and is a predicted model, not a curated record. Lineage: Eukaryota; Viridiplantae; Streptophyta; Magnoliopsida; Gentianales; Rubiaceae. The transcript is spliced from 10 exons. Bases 168 to 1904 code for a protein of 578 amino acids.